Molecule: messenger RNA, 1279 nt
Organism: Phragmites australis (common reed)
Lineage: Eukaryota; Viridiplantae; Streptophyta; Magnoliopsida; Poales; Poaceae
Product: WRKY transcription factor 22-like
Exons: 3
Coding region: 15-1052 (345 amino acids)
Biological process (GO): regulation of DNA-templated transcription
Cellular component (GO): nucleus
Molecular function (GO): DNA-binding transcription factor activity; transcription cis-regulatory region binding
Source: RefSeq, a predicted model, not a curated record
ACACGCAUACUGACAUGCCCCAUCUACAAAGUCACCAAUCUCCUCUCCAUAUGAAACUCACCACCCCUCAGACACCAUCUUCUCUCCCGACAAAGAACCGCCACGAAUCGUUCAUGGAGGACUCGAACGACUGGGAUUUGCAGGCUGUCGUGAGGAGCUGCGGAACGGCUGUGUGCAGCAGCUCGGGAGCAGAGCCUCCGGCGGCGGCGCAGCCACGGCGCGUGGAAGCUCGCCGGGAAAGCAACGUCGUCGGCCGCGCGCUGGCCCCGGACCCGGAGUUUGUCGGGCAACCGGUGCGGCCGGCGGCCUCGUUGCGCGACCUGGACUACUUGGACUUGGAUCACGAGCUCCCGCGGGCGCCGUUCAAGAUUACGUCUUCCCGUGAGAGGGGGGCGCUCGACCACGAGGUGCUCAUCUCUUUCCCGGUUGCCUCGACGUCCGGGCAGCAGCUGCUGCAGACGAGGAAUCAGCCCAGCCGCAAACCGGGCGUGCGUACUCCUAGGCCUAAAAGAAGCAAGAAGAGCCAGCUCAAGAAAGUGGUGUGCGAGGUGCCGGUGGCCGACGGCGGCGUCUCCACGGACCUGUGGGCGUGGCGCAAGUACGGCCAGAAGCCUAUCAAGGGCUCACCGUAUCCACGGGGAUACUACAAGUGCAGCAGCCUGAAGGCCUGCAUGGCGCGGAAGCUGGUGGAGCGCAGCCCGGCGAAACCCGGGGUGCUCAUCGUCACGUACAUCGCCGAGCACUGCCACGCGGUACCGACGAUGCUCAACGCGCUCGCCGGCACGACGCGGGACCGGGCGGCGUCCCCUGACGGACAUCAGCCGUCCCAUUCCCAGUCCCACGGCGCGUCGGACGAGGCGUCCGGCAAGCGCGAGGACAGCGCCGACGCGUCCUCCAUGACCGUGGACGGCGGCGGCGCGGAGACGGCCGACGAUGAGAACGCGCUAUGGCUAGUGAACAUGGCGCUGGAUGAUUUCUUGGGGCCGUUUGAUGACGACUUGGAACAUUUUUUCGAGGACGACGGCGUUCUAGGACGCCGGUUGUCGCUAUAGUUGGGGACAACUGAUUUGAUCUAUUGGAUAUUGACUGCAAAUUGUCCAUUUUAUUCUUUCUCCUUCAGUUGCGAGAGGUUGGUGUCUUGGUGAUGCAAUGCAACUAGACGAGAAUACAUACUGCAUACAUUUUGGACUGUGUUCAAUUUGAUGUGUUUGGCAACAUCUCUCUUGAUGGAAGAAGAAUUUUUACACGCCCGACGGCCAUGAUGUUUGAAUUGUUUAUC